AUGGAUAGUUACUGGAAAUUCAAGACUUUUGGGAGUGAUCCGACGCGAGAAAGUGAUAGAGACAUGAACUCAAGUUUAGGUGUUGGGUUUCAGCUUCAUGGCUCAAAUUUGCAUCGAAAUGUGAAUGGUUUUACGUCAACAUGCCAACCGCAACAACCUAUCAUGACUAAACCACAUGGUACUUAUGGUUAUGGACCACAAAUCGGAUUCUUAAGUGGUCAGGUUAAUACUCAUGGUUUCAUGGGAAAUGGAGAACAAAGUCUUCAAGGAAAAAACAUAAAUUUCGUCCCAACCGUUGCAGCAUUUCCAUUACUAGAUGGAAUAAGGAAGAAUAAUAGUGAUUCUUCAUUAAUCUCACCAUCUACAUACAUUUUUAACGGUGGUAAUAUUGUGAGAGAUAGGAAGAGGAAUAAUGCGAUCGCAAUGGAGAAGAAAGUCGAUGACAAAAUACAAAGGAGAAAGAUAAAGAACCGAGAAUCAGCAGCGAGAUCACGGGCUCGGAAGGAGGCUCAUACUAUGGAGCUUAAGGCUGAAGUUGAAAAGUUAAAGAAAGAGAAUCAAGAACUACUAAGUAAACAGGCAGAGAUGUCGAACAUGCAAACCACACCGGGGAUGAUUAACCUUCAAGGACGACCCGAGAGAAAGCUGAGGAGAACGCAAUCGGACAUCAAGUGA
Messenger RNA from Arabis nemorensis, 675 nucleotides. NCBI's taxonomy places the organism in Eukaryota, Viridiplantae, Streptophyta, Magnoliopsida, Brassicales, Brassicaceae. The record is from the annotation of a GenBank genome assembly.